Molecule: messenger RNA, 4613 nt
Organism: Varanus komodoensis (Komodo dragon)
Lineage: Eukaryota; Metazoa; Chordata; Lepidosauria; Squamata; Varanidae
Gene: HSD11B1
Product: hydroxysteroid 11-beta dehydrogenase 1
Exons: 6
Coding region: 226-1110 (294 amino acids)
Biological process (GO): steroid catabolic process
Cellular component (GO): endoplasmic reticulum membrane; intracellular membrane-bounded organelle
Molecular function (GO): steroid binding; 11-beta-hydroxysteroid dehydrogenase (NADP+) activity
Source: RefSeq, a predicted model, not a curated record
CCAAAGUUCAACAACUUUUGACAAGGAGUAAAUUAGAGGCUAGAAAUGGAGCCAAAGUCGUGAAUGCUUUGAAUCGUCAGAAGCUUGGACAUUUGUGGAAAUUUCUGCCUCGGUACUAACAGAUUUUUACAGCAUUGACUGCUCAUUCUAUCUGGAACAGCUCUGCAGGGCUUUUUUCAUUCUUUUCGCUUCUCAUGCUUGAUUAUUUCCUGACUUUUCAGUGAGAUGGGUCUGUUGAAAAAGAUUCUAGUUCCUUUUGCAGGAUUAAUCUUGGCCUUCUGUUUUUAUUCAAGAAAGGAGGACUUUAAACCGGAAAUGCUGAAAGAGAAACAUGUGAUUGUUACUGGGGCGAGCAUGGGAAUCGGUGAGCAAAUGGCGUAUCACUUGGCACGCAUGGGUUCCCACAUACUGAUCACUGCACGGACAGAAGCAAAACUCCAGAAAGUGGUCACUCGGUGCUUGGAGCUGGGUGCAGCAUCUGCCAGGUACAUGAAUGGCAGCAUGGAAGACAUGGUAUUUGCUCAGUCGGUGGUGAAGAAAGCAGAGGAAUUAUGGGGAAGCCUAGACAUGCUUAUUCUGAAUCAUAUUGGCAAUUCUUACUUCAGCUAUUUUAACAGUGAUGUUGGGCAUGUACAAAAGCUCCUGGAUAUCAAUUUCCUAAGCUAUGUGACCAUGACUGUUGCAGCUCUUCCUAUGCUCAAAAACAGUGGAGGAAACAUCGUAGUAGUUUCAUCCCUAGCCGGCAAAGUUGGCUUUCCCUUCACUGUUCCCUAUUCUGCAACAAAGUUUGCCCUGGAUGGAUUUUUCAGCUCCUUGAGGCAGGAAUUUGUCAUGCAGAACACCAACAUUUCUAUCACACUCUGUGUCCUUGGACUUAUUGACACAGAAGCAGCCAUGAAGGCAACUUCUGGAAUACUCAAAACUGUGGCAGCACCAAAGGAAGAAUGUGCAUUAGAAAUCAUAAAGGGAGGAGUCCUGCGCCAUCGGGAGGUUUAUUAUGAGUAUAUGUCUGCAAAGAUCCCUCUAUUAAUUCGGGAUUGGGCUCCAGAUCUCCUGGAUUAUAUUAUCAGGAAUAUGUAUGAUGUGGGCAAACUAAAAGUGCAGUCUUAGGAUGCUUUUUAUUUUUUCUCUAUUCUUUCAUGGUAUCUUAGAAAGGCCUGUGGUGGUGCUACCAAACUUUCCUUUAGCUCAGGCUAUGUCCAAUUAGCUGAUAUGAUAGAAUCCUGAAAAUUCUGGUCUCCAGUAUGAUAGUACAUGUUGACCUGAAAUCUGCUACAGCAUCUUGAAAUUCCCUGCUGAAAACAUGUGCAUGCCUUAAGUUUUGGAACAAGCAAGCCCUCUAUGUAUUUAGAGGGUUUUGGAGAAAAAAGCAUGUUUAUGGCAAAUGUUUAACUUGCUCUUGAACUGCAUCCACAUAGGUCUUUCAUAGCAAGGGACCUUGACUUCCAAUUUUCUCCAGGCCCAAUAGGUGGAGCUAAUGGUCUUCUUCUCAUAGAACAUCAUGUUUGUUCUUUGUUCUUUAGGAUUAUCAAUUUUUAAUUCUUAAGGAGGGCCAGAACCAGCAAAACACCCCCAAGUCCCAUCAGGGAGAUAUAAUUGUUCCUUAGAGCAAAUCAUGCGUAGUUUAGAUCAAAAGCAACAACAAAAAAUUGCCCAGUUCGAACAACCAGCAACUCCCUUAAAAAUGGCAAUGAAGGGGGAGAGAACUGUUUCUUCUGCUGCAGUGAGCUUCAGUCAAGGUCAAUUUAUAAUGUUCAGGAUUCUUAAAUAAAAAUAUCAGACAAUUUACAGCUGCAAAAUUAAGUAGAAGAGUACCCUUUUCAAAGUCCUUUCCAAGCAGAGAAACAAAAAUACUUUAAAAUUUGGAUCACAACCACAAUAAUAACCUCAGGUCUCAGCUGUCUGGAAAGCGCUAUUGUCCUCCUUCUCAAUUCAAAAAGCACAAUUAAGCAUGAAAAUUCAUCCACGUGUAUUUUCAUACCAAGGUCAGUUUACAGUAUUCAUAAUGUUUAGUAGGGACAUUAAACAGCUUUGCAAAUGAGACGCCAUCUACCAACAAAAGAUUAUCUGUUUCAGAGUCCCUUCAAAUUAUGCAAACAAAAAUGCCUUAAGAGUUCAAGCUGCAUCAAAUUGGUGUGCUAUUCCCUUGGCAAAAAAAUGUCAUAAUAUAAAAAGAAAUAAUAAAAACUAAAAGAAAGAUAAAUGGAAAAGAAAAAUGGAGUAAGUGUGUUGGGGGGCGACUUUGUUAAGUGUUUCAAGGUUUACCUCAUUAGGCCAUCUCGAUGAAAACAGAGCUGCAGACUCUAGAGAGUCUUGAUGCUCAACUGUCAUUUAGAGAUAUAAACAUCCCUCAGGGCGAUUUAUAAUCACCCAAACAUGAUAAGGCAGAAAGCAGCAACAUUCGCUGGUGCUUCAUCAAGUUGCCAUUUCCACAGAAGUGCCUAAGUUUUUUCUUGCUAGUACUAAAGCAAACAAGGGAAUUGCUUUCUUGUCUCCAUAUCAGUAAUCUGCUUAGCCAUUCAUUAACACAAAACAAGACAUAAAGGAGGAUGUCCAAAAGAGAAGAAAGUACAAUGUGUUACUAAGUUCUAUACAUGGGCACCACCUCUCUCCCUUUUGUGAAUUUUACUGUACGUGUAGAAUUCUUAAUUUCUCAUACCUGUCAUAUAGACAGGUAGGCAACCAGUACAUGUUAUAUGAUGUAACCUGGUUUACACAAAGGAUUGACACUAAGAAUGUAUAAAUUUAGAAGUGAGAUUUCUUACAAAUGUCAGGUUCAGCAAAUCAAAAAUCCCAAACCCAUCAAACAAGAAAAGAAAAAAAAACCUAAAUGUGAACUUUUGAAAUGUUGUAUGAAAAAACUGAAGGUAUGCCUUGCUGAGAAAAAUUUUCCAUUCAUAUUGUUUUGCAUUUAAACACAAACUUAAUAACCCCUCCACCCCAAAUCUGUUUAGAAAUGUGGUUAAAAUAUAGCAUUAGUACAGCAUACACUGGCAUUUUCGAGGUAAGAAAAUACCUUCUGAGAUUUUCCUCCAAAUUUAGUGAGGAUGCAACCUAUACAGAGUUAGACAGAGCAAGGCCUUGCAAGUCCCAGCAUGAAAGUCCCAGCAUUUUAUCUACAAUAAAAAAUGUAGAUUUAUUUCUGCCUAAGCAUGCAUAGGAUUGUACCCUUAAGCUAUAGCUGCCCAGAACAGGCACAAUGAGAAUCUGAAUUUAAAUACUGUGCAGUGGAAAUAGCUUUAACUGUACUAAAUAGUGGCUAUAGAUCAGCAUGCCAGAUAUUCAAAACCUCUUGAUUUCAGACUUUCUUAUCCUAUCCAGGAAAUGCUUGAUGAGUUGGAAAUGCACCUUUUUUUCAGAGCAUUCCUAUACCAUCAAAUAUGCUUUGUAUUCAUAGCACACCAUGGAGCAAUUCCUAUUAACUCCCUGUUUUGCCCUAUAAUGACCAGCACCUUAUUCAAAGCUCCACAAUUCUCAUUCAGAUCUGUUCCAGCUUUCACUGUGAACUCCAGAGCAGUUCUUGUUGCAAAGUCCAGGAACUAUAAAGGAAUAGUUUUCUGAUUUUCAAAUAGAUUGAACAGCCAGUAGUUCUCAUUCUGUCUUUUAUGUAAAAAUUCAAUGAGGAUAAAUGGGAAAUGAGAUUUCCUGGAGAGGAAAAAAACCUAUCGCUUGUCAGGUUUUAGUGCACCAAAGUAUAGGUAGAUUGUCAGAUUUUCAACUGCAGUCCUCCUUCAUAAAGGAACACAUUAUUUGACCUUGUCCAACUGGAUCUCCAGGAAAAUGAAGACAAAUUUUGGCCAAUGCUUGUUAUUUCUUUCCAGGGAUGGGGACAAGUAGAUUGGGAAAAAAGUCAUAUGGGUCUGCAGCAUGGUGUGAGGGACAAAAAAGCAGCGGCAGCAAGGCCAUACAAAAUUCAGGGAUUAUUCAGCUGUUCCUCAGCAUCAUAAAUCAAUAAAGUCUGAAGAUAUACAGUGGUCAGUGUCUUUUUUAUGAGGUCAGAAAUAAGGGUUUAUCUUUGGUCCAAUCUAAACAAACAAAACCUCAGGUUAGAAGGAUCUCAUAUUCCACUCACAUCUAUUCAUUCAGCCAUGUGGAGGCUCACAUCACUUUCUGAACUUUAAAAUGGGAACAAUCCAAAUAUUUACUUUUAUCCUCUUGUUUGUAUGUUUACCAAACAUUUCUGCCUUGUGACGAAACACUAUUUUUCCCCCUGUUCAAAGCUGUUCAGUAUUCAAGGCUGAGAUUUUGUUCUAAUUAGAUCACAGCCUUUAUUUCACAGGCCAUAUGUGUUUUUCUUUGAAAAGAGAGCUACAAGUAACAGAGUGGAACUUACUGGGUGAUCAUUGCUUUCAAUAUGAGCUUUCUUCUGGCUGCUAUAAAUUUACAAAUUGAUUCCCGAGUAAUUUUUGAACUGAACUAAUGUUGUGCUAUGUAAGAAAAUGGAGAUGGGUGCUCUGUACAGCAGUGAUAAAAUUGUUCUCCAGCUUCCCAAGGCCUACAAUAGGAUUUUAGGCAAAGCAUGGGAAAGUAACCUACAAUUGUAGACAUGUAUUAAAAAUCUACUAAAAGAAAUGCUGUGUGCUGUUUAUUUAUUUUUCUUACAGCUGAGGCCU